Messenger RNA from Ananas comosus (pineapple), 2265 nucleotides. RefSeq names its product plastidial pyruvate kinase 2. Gene Ontology annotation, biological process: glycolytic process. NCBI's taxonomy places the organism in Eukaryota, Viridiplantae, Streptophyta, Magnoliopsida, Poales, Bromeliaceae. Bases 138 to 1916 code for a protein of 592 amino acids. Gene Ontology annotation, molecular function: potassium ion binding; magnesium ion binding; pyruvate kinase activity. Gene Ontology annotation, cellular component: chloroplast stroma; cytoplasm. The record is from RefSeq and is a predicted model, not a curated record. The transcript is spliced from 12 exons.
CUUUAAAUCCAACUUCCCAACUCGGCGGCGACAUCUCCAAGGAGACGACGCCAUUGUUGAUACGCUUCCUCCUCCUCCACCUCCUCCUCCUCUUCUCUUUCUCUAUCUCUCGCGCUAAAGCUCGAGCUCCCUCGACAAUGGCCAUGGCGCAGGCGGCGGCGGCGGCGGUGGCGAGAUCCGUGGGAGGCGGGGCCGCGUCUCCUCUCUUGUGCCCUAGCUCCGGAUCUGGUGCUCGCAGGAGCCCGAUCGAAGCUCUCAAGCCGUCGAAGCUCUCGGGGAGGUUUUAUGGGGAGAAGGAGCGGAGGGGUGGGAGGGGAAGCGGGCGCCGCCGCCCCUUUGAGGUUGUCGCAGUGGCGAGCAAGUUGCCCCGAGUUGACGCCGCGGAGGUUCUUCCCGUUUCCCCGGAGGAUGUCUCGAAGGAAGAAGAGAGCUUUAGGCAUCUGAAAAGCAUUCAGCAGGUAGGGCAAGCGGCACCGGGAGUGUGGUCGAAGCCCAACGUGAGGCGCAAGACGAAGAUCGUCUGCACCAUUGGCCCAUCCACCAACACGCGGGAGAUGAUUUGGAAGCUCGCUGAGACUGGCAUGAAUGUCGCUCGGCUUAACAUGUCUCAUGGAGAUCAUGCCUCUCAUCAGAAAGUUAUUGAUCUCGUGAAGGAGUACAAUGCCGAGAACAAAGACAAUGUGAUCGCCAUCAUGCUCGAUACGAAGGGGCCAGAGGUCAGGAGCGGUGACUUGCCGCAGCCAAUAACAUUGACAAGUGGUCAGGAAUACACAUUCACGAUAAAAAGAGGGGUCGGGACAGAGACCUCUGUUAGCGUAAACUAUGAUGACUUUGUCAGUGAUGUGGAAGUUGGUGACAUGCUUCUUGUAGAUGGGGGAAUGAUGUCUUUGGUGGUCAAGUCAAAGACUGUGGAUUCUGUGAAAUGUGAAGUUGUUGAUGGAGGUGAACUCAAAUCUCGGCGGCAUUUGAAUGUUCGAGGAAAGAGUGCAACCUUGCCAUCCAUAACUGAUAAGGACUGGGAAGAUAUUAAGUUUGGGGUUGAGAAUCAAGUGGAUUUCUAUGCUGUAUCUUUUGUCAAAGAUGCUAAAGUUGUUCAUGAAUUAAAAGACUAUCUCAAAAGCAGUGGUGCUGAUAUACAUGUGAUAGUGAAAAUUGAAAGUGCAGAUUCCAUUCCUAAUCUGCAUUCUAUUAUCACUGCAUCAGAUGGGGCUAUGGUAGCUAGGGGUGACCUUGGAGCUGAGCUCCCAAUUGAGGAGGUCCCACUAUUGCAGGAAGAGAUCAUUAGAAUGUGCAGGAGUAUGGGCAAAGCGGUUAUUGUUGCUACAAACAUGCUGGAAAGCAUGAUUGUUCAUCCUACGCCAACUCGAGCAGAGGUCUCAGACAUUGCAAUAGCAGUUCGUGAGGGCAGUGACGCUGUAAUGCUUUCUGGGGAAACUGCUCAUGGAAAAUUUCCACUGAAAGCUGUUAAGGUCAUGCAUACAGUAUCCUUGAGGACAGAGGCAACUAUGGUUGGAGGGGAAACACCUACCAACCUUGGUCAGGCUUUCAAGAACCACAUGAGUGAAAUGUUUGCAUAUCAUGCAACAAUGAUGUCGAACAAUCUUGGAACAUCAAUUGUUGUUUUCACCAGGACAGGUUUCAUGGCCAUCUUGCUUAGCCAUUAUCGGCCUUCUGGCACCAUAUUCGCCUUCACUGAUCAGGAGAGAGUGAGGCAGCGAUUGGCCUUGUACCAAGGCGUGUGCCCUAUAUACAUGCAGUUUUCAGAUGAUGCAGAGAAGACAUUCAACGAGGCCUUAUCUUACUUGCAGAAGCAAGGCAUGGUGAAGGAAGGUGAGGAGGUAGCCCUUGUUCAAAGCGGAAGACAAGCCAUUUGGAGGUCCCAAUCCACUCACAAUAUCCAGGUCAGGAAGGUUUAAUAUUCGUAGUGUUGCAUUCGUCGACCUUUGCUCAUCACCAUCCAAAGGAAGAAGGGAAGAGAUUUGCGGCAUUUCUCUGGUGAAACAAUCAAAACUCCAUCCUCAGUUUGGUAAAAGAUUGUUGUGUGUUUGCUUUGUUUUAGAAUCAGUUGCAGUUGACUCCUGUUAGCAAAUUUUUGAAGUUUCUGUGAAUCAAUUAUAUUAAAAUCAGCCUGGUGUACUGUUAUCUGAACCCACUUGUAUUCAAAUUUUUUUUCUUGAAUAUGUUUUUGUGAGAAACAAGAAGAGGCCUUAUUGCUCUUACAAUGUGCUUACCAUUUGUUUAUUGUGAACUGGAUUACUGGUAAAA